AUGCGCCUGAUUACCGCCGUCACGGCGGCUAUGCUGGUCAGCUCCAGCACCGGCCUCACCCUCGACGUCCCGACGGCUACGCACGUUGUCACGGUCGACAUACUGCCGCACCCACCGCAGAUCACCGCCGCCCUGGAGCAACGCGACGGAUUCAACAAGACCUGCGCGCAUUCCGUCUACAGCAAGGCCUUUAGUAGGUCCGUCAGAAACGAGGAGCUGAGCUCUUCUCUCCGCUCCUCCUUGUCUCUCAGCGGUGCCUCUCCUCACCCCUGGCAAGGCAACCUCUGCACAGUCACGCUUGCGUCGAGCCUGUCCUCCGACUACAUCUCCUAUCUCAGCCAAGCCAAGAGCAAGUAUACAAGCGCGACGGAAUAUCUCAGAAGUGUGCACACGGAUUGCGGUGGCCCCGUCUUCCAGGUCAGCGUCAGGCCCCUCUGCACCAAGAAAUCCCUGACGGCCGUCUUCACUGGCUCGGGGUCCCCGAAAACGACUACACUACCCGCUGUGCCCCCAAACAACGGAGUCAGUAUUGAUGUCAACACGGGCAACGUUAGCACGAUCAAUCUCGCUGCAAAUGAUGAGGACUCCGAGGCACCACAGCGGGGUACCGCUCUCGGCGCUGUUGUUGCAAUGGCAGUCGUUGCCGGCGCCGCUCUCAUGCCAUGA
Molecule: messenger RNA, 666 nt
Organism: Beauveria bassiana ARSEF 2860
Lineage: Eukaryota; Fungi; Ascomycota; Sordariomycetes; Hypocreales; Cordycipitaceae
Exons: 1
Coding region: 1-666 (221 amino acids)
Source: RefSeq, a predicted model, not a curated record